Calliphora vicina (urban bluebottle blowfly) is the source of this 1190-nucleotide messenger RNA. RefSeq lists its product as uncharacterized. Gene Ontology annotation, cellular component: membrane. Gene Ontology annotation, molecular function: phosphatidylinositol bisphosphate binding. Bases 52 to 963 code for a protein of 303 amino acids. The transcript has 3 exons. Lineage: Eukaryota; Metazoa; Arthropoda; Insecta; Diptera; Calliphoridae. The record is from RefSeq and is a predicted model, not a curated record.
UAUAGAUCUUUAACUAGACAAACAAUAUUAUACAAAAAAAAAAAAACAAACAUGACACAAUUAAGACCUUUAAAUGCUGAAUUGGAAGAAAUCGCCUGCAAGGAAUUGAAUGAGAAUAAAACUCGUAUACCCAAUGAUUUAGAGGCUUUGCGUUUAUGGUUGGAGAAACAACCACAUUUGAAGGCAAGAACCCAUGAUCAGUUUUUGAUUGCAUUUUUGCGUUUUUGUAAAUAUAGUGUGGAAAGUGCCCAACAACGUAUAGAUUAUUUUUAUACUUAUAAGUCAUCGGCAAAGGAAUUGCUUAAGUCGCGUGGCAUUGAUGAUAAAAUUUUGGAUAUUGCACAAUCGGACAUAUUUUAUACCCUACCAAAGCCAGCUGGGCCUGGUGGUCCGCGUAUACACAUCAUGAUUAUGAGCAAUAUAAACCCUCCUUUGCACUCGGUGGCUGAUAUCUUUCGUUAUCAUAUAAUGCGUUGUGAAAUUGAAACAAAUACCGAUGACAAUUGGAAUAUAGCAGGCGUAAUCGAAAUUGUGGAUUUUUCCAAAAUACCAUUUGCUUUUCUAAAACAAUUUGAAUUGAGUUUGUUUAAACAAAUGGCAGCGGUUUUGGAGCAUGGUAUACCCACAAAUUUAAAGGGUACCCAUAUUGUGAACGCCUCAAGAGAAGUUCAACUUAUAUUGGGACUAAUACGGAAUGUGAUGAAACAAAAGGAAUUGUUAAAUGUUCAUCCGAAUUUGGAAUCAUUACAACGAGCCAUAGGUAAAGAAUAUUUACCUAUUGAAUACGGUGGUUCUAAUGGUAGUCUCAAGGAGGCCGGUAAAAAUUAUGAGAAACUUUUAAUGAGUUUUAAGUCUUACUUUGAUGAGGAUGAGAAAUAUGGCGUGGAUGAGAAAUUGCGGCCAGGAGCUCAAGGAGAAAUUGCGGCAAGCGGCUCAUUUAGUAAAUUUAAAGCAUAUUUUUGAUGUGAUUAUUUAGUUUGAAAUAUUAUUUAUUCCUUUUGUACACAAUCCAACUCUUUUAUCUUUUACCGCCAUUUUCACAAUGUUUAGUUAAUAUUAACCUAAAGUCAUAUAAAAAUUAGUUUAACAGACUUUAUGUUAAGAAAUAACCAGAUUUCCAGAAAAUGGAGCUUAUACGAGUAUAUUUAUUAUGUUUAAAUAUAAAAAUAAAAUUUUAUAAUGCCUAUAAA